GAAACAUCGUAAUAAUUGUUGAAGCGCUAUGUUCAUGAGGUACGGUACUUGUUAGCUGCAGAAGGUGUUGGCCUAUGGGAGAAUUUCUGGGCUCUUGGUGCUUUUCUCUUGACUGUGUUUAGGUCCUACAUGUUGAGGCUACCUCAUAGUCAGAAUGUUAAUCGUAUUUUUGUGCAGAAGUAUUAUAAAUGUUCAUUGCAGAGGUUGAGAUAAAACGCGUAAAUGAAACAAUAGAGUCUUGCCACUUUUUAGUGUCGGCAAGGAGAGGAAAACUUGCCGGUUUGUUUUUUUCUGUUCUAAAAACUGGAUCGGAAAAGAAUGAUAUCAUAUCAAGUAACAGAAGGAAUAAAUGCGUUAAACCUAAGGAAAUUUCAAACGUAACAUGAAGUAAACAGAUCUGCACCAUUGUCACCGAUUUCGAAUCUUGUCGCGAAGCGUUUUUAACAGUUGAUUCUUGGAAACCUGGCUAUCUCACCGAAAUGGUUUACAACUCACUAUGUGGCUCUGAUCAAUAGUCAGUUUGGAUUAAGUUAACGGUAGAUUUUACCGUAGGCUAUCUAAUCACCUACUUAAUGCUGCGAGUGUACACCUGAUUGUCAUAGCCAGCAAUUUUAGAGCGUAAGUAGGGGAAGACUUAACGAAGGAGAAAGGCACUUAGGUUAUACUUUCUGAAUAUCAGCUGAGUGGUCUCUUGUCACAACUUUGCUUUGAUAAUCAUCUAUUCCUAAUCAGUAAGGGUCUUAUAUGAAGAAAAACAUCAGCUUACGUGAUUUGAACUUGAUGGUGGACAUCACAGUACCCAUUAACUAUCAGGUUUAAGUAGAAGAUUGCAGCUCGUUCUAAAGCAAAUGCUUAGAUCCUGACCUCUCAGUGGUUAGAGCAUGUUUUUCGCUCUGCCCCUAUGUGGACAUAUAAAGACUACAAACGGUGAGAGAGCGGGCUAUAGUGGGCUUGUGCCAGGGGCACUAGCAGGCAGUGGUCCAUAUUUAUUGGUUAGACUGACUUAAGUAUUAUGUGGCUCACGGGAACUCAACAUAGUUCACUGACUGAUCUUAUUCGCAAAUUAUUCCAGUCUUCAAAAGAAGAAAGAAAUCCUCUUUUAAUAACAUCCAUGAAGUAAGCUGGAUCAAGAAAUUUAAUGGCCUGAAUUUUAUAUUUAUUACAUCUCUUAAUCGAGACCACGUGCAGAAAACCUGAAGAAACUACUAAGGUUUCGGACUUAGAUUUCCUCUUCUUGCUAGAUGAAACCCAGAUAUGUUAUUUAUAUAUCUUAACGUGAAAUCAGGACUGGUCUGGACUACUACUAUAUCAAACAAUAGGCAGUGAAGUGAUUGGACCUGUCAGUUACUCCAUUAAACUAUGUAGUCGGUUCAGUCCUGGUGAUGAACAAGAUUUCUGCGCUGAUGCAAACGACUCUAUUACCCACUGGCAACUUACACCAUAUGUGGCUUCGGCUAGAUGUCCAGCUGCGCAGCAGUUCACUAUUCCACUAUGUGGCUGUGAAACAUGGCCACUGAAGGUAGACACGAAAAGGCUUGAGUUGUUCAACUACCCUUGUAUUCGUAUCGUAGGCAGUUUGCUAUGGAACCAUCGCGUGAAUAACAGAGGUUAAGCAUAAAGUCUUAAGCAAAAGGUAUCUGUUAUUUCAUGAAAUCUUAAAAUUUCGCUGUGUUUUGGGCGCCCGCCGUAUGUUCUUAGUCACUACCUACCCCCUCAAGAUUUGGGGUGGAGCUGUGCUCACUAGUUUAGGGAGAUGACCUUCAACCUAUGGGUCAUAGACUCGAGUCUCGCUCCACCUACAGAGGCUUGGACAGUCAAGUAGUAUCACUAGUCUUCACACAAUAAAUAUGGCUCACUGCUUGCCGCAUGAAUGUCUACAAGGUUUCUGAGUUUUCUUAGCUUAAGAUGAAAUUGAUUGGUAAAAGAUUAUGAGUGGUUAGAUUAAAGUACAGAUCAAUUUUUGAAGUCUGACUAUUCGUCUGAAGCGUGUAGGGAAACGUAAACUUCUCGAUUGGAAUCCGUGUGACAGCCGAAAUCGGUGAUUGGAGACCUUAGACGAUUUCAGAUAAUUUUUUACUCGAAUUAUUAGUUUGGUUUUCAAAGAAAAUGGAGGGUGUUCUAUUGAAAUGGACAAAUUAUGUUAGUGGUUGGCAACAACGAUACUUUAUUCUUGAUGAUGGUGUUCUAUCAUAUUAUCGAUCAAAAGAAGAGAUGAAUAGCGGUUGUAAAGGAUCAGUUAAAUUAUCAGUUUGUGAUGUAAUCGUUCAUAGUUCUGACCCACGAAGGUUUGAUUUAAUUCUUGGAGAACAAAGAUACUAUUUACGUGCUUUAUCACGAUCUGAUCGACAAAGAUGGGUUGUAGCACUUGGAAGUUCCAAAGUAGGAAGUGUACCAUCAAAAUGUGAAGAUGUUAAUCUAUACGAACCGUCUCAAGCUCAAUCGAUUGAUAAUCAUCGUUCUGAAUUACGCUUGUAUCACAACUUAAUGGUUCAACAGGUGAAAGAAAUUCAAAGCAAAUUGAAAGAAGGAACAAUACCAGAUAUGAAUCGUAUUGAUGAAUUGACUGGUAUGUUAAAUGCAUCAUGUUCAACUUUUUUAAUUACUCUCGAUGAACUCAUGAUUUUGAGUAAUGCACAAGCACCAUGGUUGAGUUCAAUUGUGACAGGAACAAAUUUUGAGUCAAAUUCUACAGCAUAUCGAAAUACAACAAUGAACACAGAUUUCUCUGGUCCAUGUUCACCAAAUAUGAAUUAUACAUCGAAUAAUAUGAUAACCAAUGGAUCAUGUUCGCUAUCGAAUGAUGCUUCUUCUCAAAGUUCACGUACAAAAUCAAUAUAUCGUCGUCAUUUAAACACAUUACGAAAGUAUCAAACUUUCUUUUCAACCUUAGAGUAUAGCUUUGAAGAUAUUAAACCAUCAAUUCCUAUGGAUACAAUAUCAAAUUGUAAUCAUAUUGGUGAUGAAAUCAAACUUCCUGGUGAUUAUAUCUCAGCUUUAGAAUUGGUUAAAGCAUCAAAAUGUUUAUUCAGUUUUCUUGAUCGAUUAAAUAAUAAUCCAUCGAAUAGUCAUUUUUCAGUUUCACGUACUUAUACUGCUUUACAACAAGUUCGACGUCAACUUCUUGAUUAUUUACAUUGUAUUGAAGUACACGUUGAAGUGUAUACUAGUACAGAUCAUCUAAUAAAUGAUGUUAACGUUUCUUCUACUCCUUCAACUACUGUUUUUACUGAUAUCAGCGUUUCCAAUGUUACUAACAAUGUUAAAUCUACAGAGAAUAGUAAACAGAAUACAGAUACAAUUGAUAAAAGCAACUAUGAUAUUCUAUUCAAGAAAGCACAACUGAGUGUUGGUUAUCUUAUUCGAAAUGAAGUAAGGAAUAGAACGGUUCAAGAGAGUAAUUCAGUGUACAAGGCUAUUCUGUACUUGUGCAGAUGUCUCAAUUUUGUCAGAGAAUUUCUACAUCAUCUCUUCUGUUCACCUGAUCCAUCUACACUGAUUUCCACUUCGGAUACAAGUCUUGUCUCCAUUGCAAAUGAAGCGUACACCCGAUGUUUACGACCUUUUCAUUCAUGGUCUGUAAGAGGUAUGGCUAUGGUGAUUAUUCAAUCACUUCCAUCACAAUUGUAUUUGCUGGAUUUAUUGUUAUUGGAUAAUCCAGAAUCAUUGCCUGAGUCUUUCAAUGAAUCCCCAUUGAUUCGUUAUCCUGAAUCAUAUAUCCAAUUGAAAUUGGAUGCUGGACGUUUUAUUGAAUCAUUAGGUCGUUUUUUAACUCUCAUUGAAGGUUUAUUGGCCAGUUUAGACUUGGAUCGUGUAUUCACUGGAUCAGAAAGUUAUUAAAUGUAUGAAAAAGGAUAAUACUACUGCUACUACUACUACCACUGUAGUGAGGGUCGCUGAUAAGAAUGGAUAUAAGUAGUAUAUGUUGUGAGGGUGGCAGAAAUCAUAGAGAAUUUUCAGCAAUGGGUAGGGAUUCUGCCUUGCGUUUUCCUUCGCGUUGUUCUUGGCAGAAUCCUUACCCAUUGCUGGUAAUUCCCUAUGGUUUCUGCUACCCUCUCAACAUAUACUACUUAUAUCCGUUCUUAUCAGCGACCCUCACUACACUACACUACUACUACUACUCACACUAUUACUACUAAUGAUAAUAAUCAUAAUGUUCUGUCUUGGAAUAAAAUUUCUUGUUUUUAACUGUAACUUAAAUUUAAUAUUUGAUUUUCAUUCGACUUCAACAUUCCUUUCAAUUAAUCAUCAUUAUCAUUCCUUUUCUUUUAUCCAAACAGUAACUCGUUUAUUUAUUAUUAACUCCUCUAUUUUUAUUUCUUCGUUAUAAGAGAGAUGAAAAACACAGUAAACUGACUUGUUUUAUCCUUCUUUUGUCUGUUGUUAUUUGUUUGUUUGUUUGACUGAUAAAAUAUACAACCAAUCAAUCAAUAUCAGCAUACGACCAG
Messenger RNA from Heterobilharzia americana, 4445 nucleotides. NCBI's taxonomy places the organism in Eukaryota, Metazoa, Platyhelminthes, Trematoda, Strigeidida, Schistosomatidae. The record is from the annotation of a GenBank genome assembly.